Molecule: messenger RNA, 1807 nt
Organism: Anopheles stephensi (Asian malaria mosquito)
Lineage: Eukaryota; Metazoa; Arthropoda; Insecta; Diptera; Culicidae
Exons: 3
Coding region: 331-1638 (435 amino acids)
Source: RefSeq, a predicted model, not a curated record
AGCGGUAUUGAGCUCAUUGAAUAUAGCUCUACCGUUAAGCCGUGAUGCGUUGCAACUUGCGCAAAUCCAGAGGGCUUGAGCAUCGGGCCGUGUGAAUUCCGGAAGAGCAGCUUCGGGGACUCCAAUACAACGAAGAUGAUACGACAAGCCGCCAUCGAAGCAACUGACGCUGACUAUAUCCAUUGAUGGAUUACCGUUGCAUAACAGUUCUGCAAUGAAAUUCUGGCCAAUACUUUUUAAAAUGGUAGAGGAUUCAAAAGCACCGGUAAUGACUGCUGCUAUAUUUGCGGCUAUAAAAAACCAGAGAGCACCGAACAGUAUCUCCGCCCAAUGGUUGAGGAAUUGAAUGAUUUAUUAUCCAAUGGUCUAGACAUGCACGGUGAAAAUGUCGCCGUUAAGCUUUUGGCCAUAGUUGCUGACACGCCGGCAAGGUCGUUUGUGAAAGGUGUUACUAGCCACACCGGCUACGGAAGCUGUUUAAAAUGUACUAUUGAAGGAGAGUAUUUGGGCCAUAAAGUUACAUUUGUCGGUUUAAAUGCUCCAAAACGAACAGACCAAGCAUUCAGAAAUGACGCUUAUCAAGGACACCGCAAAGUGCACACCCCUCUGUUGGACAUUCUAUUUUUCGACAUUAUUGAAGAUAUAUGUGUAGCAGAUCGGAUGCAUCUUAUUGACUUAGGAGCAACAAAGCGGUUGCUUCUGGGAUGGCGAGACGGUACAUUGGGCAUAAAACGAUGGACGGAAAAACAAUGCGAACGGAUUUCGGAGGCUUUUCAAAAAGUACUAAAACCUCUUGAAGUACAUAGGAAACAACGCCAUCUCAAAUACCUCAAUCAUUGGAAAGCAUCCGAGUGCGCAUUUUUUUUUUUGCAUUACGCGUCAUUUGUCAUCAUUAAAGAUCAUCUGCCUGUUGAGGUGUACAAACACUUCAUGCUACUGUUUUGUGCCAUUACACUGUUUUCUUCAACAGUUCAUAAAAGUAAAUGGCACGUUGCAGGUCAGUUACUAAACAAAUUUGUUGAAAACUUCCCUAGCGUGUAUGGCAGACAGUACAUGACAAGCAAUUUUCAUAAUUUGCAACAUAUUUAUGAUGAAAUGCUCAGGUUUGGGUCACUAUCACUAAUUUCGACAUAUCCUUUUGAAAACCAUCUUCAAUUUUUGAAACGUCUUCUCCGUAGUGGAUGGAAGAGCUUGGAACAAGCCAUUAACAGACUCGCAGAGUUGGAUGAAUUUAAGAUUCCUAAAAGUAAAGAUGCUUGUUAUCCGUUAAUAAGUGAAAAAAAGAAAACAAUCAGUGUAACUGUAAGAGAAGAUUUUGUAUUGCAAAAUGACCAAAGAAAUUGUUGGUUUUUAACAAAAGACAAUAGUAUCGUUAAAUUUCAUUCAGCAAAUCAUGUUUUAGAAACAGGUAACAACAAAAUAUGUAUCAGAGGACCAAAACUAAAUUCGAAAGAGUUAGUGUUCGAUGACCCAAUUGAAUCAAGUGAAAUGUUUAUAUUCAAAAGCUUCAAUAAUGCUUUGUCAGAAACUACGUUCGAAACAUACACUGAUCAAAUACUGUGUAAGUUAGUAGCUCUUCCAACCAGCUCUGUGCAAGAAAUAGUGUUUGUUCCUUUAAUACACACAUUGAUAGAGUAGAUGUGCUUUGAAUUCAAUUUAGAUAAUAAAUAUGUAGUUCAUUUCAUGAGAAGUAUCACAUUUAUUUACCCAUAUAUGCAAUGAAACUAAAUAAGAUCUUAAUUAGUGUAUAGCAAAUUAUUUAAGAAAGAAACAACAACUCGAUUUAUUUAUUUAUUUAUUUAUUGAG